Messenger RNA from Myripristis murdjan (pinecone soldierfish), 1095 nucleotides. RefSeq names its product urate (5-hydroxyiso-) hydrolase a (gene uraha). Gene Ontology annotation, biological process: purine nucleobase metabolic process. The record is from RefSeq and is a predicted model, not a curated record. The coding region runs from base 270 to 689 and encodes 139 amino acids. NCBI's taxonomy places the organism in Eukaryota, Metazoa, Chordata, Actinopteri, Holocentriformes, Holocentridae. The transcript has 4 exons. Gene Ontology annotation, molecular function: hydroxyisourate hydrolase activity.
UCCUUAGCUAAGGGAAUUGACGUCAUCGCUCUGGAGUAGUUAACUUGCGGCACCGCCUAUAACCGAGUCGAGGAACUUUUUCCUUUCUCCUUUUUUCACCUUGGUACACCUGUGGGGACUUUUCCUGUGUUAUACCUUUGGAAAGGUUGUGUUUUUGUUUGGAGGUGUGCUUUGUUGUGGUGCCAAAUCUGAUGCUGUUCAAUUAACCAGAAAAUUACAUUUUUCAGUUAAGGUUGCUGAACUAGUUUGGAUUUUGUUCAUUUGUGCACAUGAGUGUUCAGAGGCUGCAGAAAUUACAGGGGCAUAUUGUGUCGGCAAGUAAAAGUGCAGCCAUGGCAGGCCCCAGCAGCCCCCUGACCACUCAUGUCCUGAACACAGCAAUGGGUGUCCCCGGGUCCAACAUGGCCCUCAGUCUCUCUCGGCAGGACCCCUCUACUGCUGCCUGGAGUCUGAUCACCACUGGGACAACGAAUGCUGAUGGACGCUGCCCAGGACUCCUCACCAGGGAAAUGUUUACAGUUGGUGUGUACAGAAUGCGUUUUGAGACGGCUCAGUACUGGGAGAGUCUGGGAGAAACUUGCUUUUAUCCAUAUGUCGAGAUUGUCUUCACCAUAAAUGACCCCAGCCAGAAGUUCCACGUUCCUCUGCUCCUGAGUCGGUUCUCCUACAGCACAUACAGAGGGAGCUAGAGGUCAAGUGUCAUGACCUCUGCAAGGCUACCUCCUCCCUGUUAGCUGUACCUCAGAGGCAAACAGGCAACUGCCCCACCAGCAUAAUCUACUGACAACAAAUAAUACUGUGUAUCUGAGAUGAUUUUGUUAUAUCACAAUCAAAAUAAUGUUAUAUUUACUCAACUUAUAUACUUCAGUUUCAGUAGCAUUCCUGUAAUCUCUUCUCCAAGCAUUGUGGAAAUGUAUUUCAAUAUGUGAACCAUAAUAGUUAAUUUUUAAAUGUGUUACUUUUCAAGAUUCAGUCAAAAUAUUUUGUCCUCAUUCUUAUGUGCCUCCAAGUAAUCCAUGUUUUUUAAAUGUUUUUUUCCAAAGACAUCUGCAACUGAAUGUACACUAACAUUGUUACAAGACAAUAUAUGUCCAC